Ornithorhynchus anatinus (platypus) is the source of this 2382-nucleotide messenger RNA. It is a transcript of the gene ACTRT3, whose product is annotated as actin related protein T3. The transcript is spliced from 2 exons. The record is from RefSeq and is a predicted model, not a curated record. The coding region runs from base 1160 to 2266 and encodes 368 amino acids. NCBI's taxonomy places the organism in Eukaryota, Metazoa, Chordata, Mammalia, Monotremata, Ornithorhynchidae.
CGACCCGUUGUACUGUUGCCUCCCCUGGCGCAGAGGGUGUCGGGACUUUGGUCUCAUCGAGGCCUGGGGGGAGGAGCAAGGAGGGCCCGGGGGGACCCCUGACACCCCUCUGACGCCCCCUGACACCCCUCUGACACCCCUCUGACACUCUGGUGUCCUCCUCACAUGCUACAGAGGCUCAGGUGACCCCUGAGGCCCUGCACAGGCUCUGCCCACCAUCCCUGAGGCCCUACAGAUCCUCUGCUCACCACCCCUGAGACGCUACAGAGAUUCUGGUGACCCCUGAGGACCUGCACAGGCUCUGGUCAUUGCCCCCGAGACGCUACAGAGACUCUGGUCACCACCCCUGAAGCCCUGCAGAGACCCUGGUGACCCCUGAAGCCCUACAGAGACUCUGGUCACCACCCCUGAGAUGCUACAGAGACUCUGGUGACCCCUGAAGCCCUGCAGAGACUCUGGUGACCACCCCUGAGGUCCUGCAGAAACUCUGGUGACGACCCCAGAGAUGCUACAGAGACUGGGGACCCCUGAGGUCCUGCAGAGACUCUGGUGACGACCCCUGAGAUGCCACAGAGACUCUGGUCACGACCCCUGAGGCCCUGCAGAGGCUCUGGUGACCCCUGAAGCCCUGCAGAGACUCUGGUGACGACCCCGGAGGCCCUGCAGAGGCUCUGGUGACCCCUGAAGUCCUGCAGAGACUCUGGUGACGACCCCUGAGAUGCUACAGAGACUCUGGUGACCCCUGAAGCCCUGCAGAGACUCUGGUGACGACCCCUGAAGCACUGCAGAGACUCUGGUGACGACCCCUGAGGCCCUGCAGAGACUCUGGUGACCCCUGAAGCCCUGCAGAGACUCUGGUGACGACCCCUGAGACGCUACAGAGACUCUGGUGACCCCUGAGACGCGACAGAGACUCUGGUGACCCCUGAGACGCGACAGAGACUCUGGUGACCCCUGAGCCCCUAGAGAGACCGUGGGCACCAAGGCCCCACCGAGAUCCCCCCGAAACCCCAGGUCCUCCCCGAGCGCCGCUGAGAUUCCGAGACCUCGGCGGCCCCGCCGAGGCUCCGAGGUCUCCGAGACCCUGGGGACCCCCAAGGCGUCGAGGAAGUUCUUGGACCGCCGAGGCCUGACCGAGGCCCUGGGACCGCUGCCCGCCAUGGGGCACCUCCUGCCCGCCGUGGUGAUCGACAGCGGCUCGGGGUUCAUCAAGUCGGGCUUGGCCGGGAUCAGGGAGCCCCAGUUCGUCUACGCCAACGUGACCGGCUGGGGGAGAGGCCAGAUGGGCGCGCACGGUCCGAGGGAACUGUACGUGGGCGAGGAGGCGCAGGCCCAGCGGGGCGGCCUCUACGUCAGUUACCCCGUGGAGAGGGGCAUCGUCACCUCCUGGGAGGAGAUGGAGGCCGUGUGGAGGAAUGUCUACGAGAAGGAUCUGAAGGUGGAGGCCAGCGAGAGGCCAGUCCUCCUCACCGAGACGGCUCUCAAUCCCCCGGCCGGCCGGGAGCGCGCGACGGAGCUGUUCUUUGAGAGCUUCGAGGUCCCCGCCUUCUACGUCGCCAUCCAGGCGGUGCUGGCCCUCUUCGCCUCGGGCCGCACCACGGGCUGCGUGCUGGACUGCGGCGACGGGGUCACCGCCUGCGUCCCCGUCUUCGAGUGCUACUGCCUGCCUCACGCCGUCCUGCGGCUGGAGCUGGCCGGACGCGACCUCACCGACUACCUCGCGAGGCUGCUGACGGACAGCGGCGUCGUCCUGCUCAAGACCGAGGAGAGGAGGAUCGUCAGGGACAUCAAGGAGACCGGCUGCUACGUGGCCCUGGACCUGGAAGAAGAGGCGGCCAAGAAGUCGCGGUACGCCUACAGGCUUCCCGACGGCAAGCGCGUCGAGGUCUCCGACCAGCUGUUCCGCUGCCCCGAGAGCCUCUUCUCUCCCUCCGACCUGGGCGUGGAGGCCCCCGGCGUCGACGUGCAGUGCUUCGACAGCGUCAUGAGCUGCGACACGGAGCUGAGGGACCGGUUGUUCUCCAACGUGAUCCUCGCCGGGGGGUCGAGCCUCUUCCCCGGGCUGGACCGGAGGCUGUUGAAGGGAAUGAGGCGCCUGGUGCCCGCCGACACGGCCCUGCGGGUCUCGGCUCCUCCGCGCAGGGAGUUCGCGGCCUGGAUCGGGGGGUCCAUCCUGGCCUCCAUCUCUGCCUUCCAGGACACGUGGAUCACCGUUAGGGAAUACAGGGAAGUGGGGCCCAACAUAGUGCACCAGAGGUGCUUCUGAAGCCGGUGACGGCAACAGAGAAAGAACGGCGGGCAAACCCGACUGGGGACGCGUGAGUCUCGCAAGGAUUUCGACUUGCCCGGUGAAUAAAGACGAUACCUCAGACCUCGAAGACC